AUGACGAUACGAUGGGGAGUUGUUGCAACCACAGCUUUAUUAAACAAUCAUUUGAAAUUUAGUAGCAGAAAUAGAAGUGGCUGCGAAUUUAAAAAUGAAUGGGUUGGUAAAUGGUUUAUAAGCAGCGUACAAAAUCUUUUAACAAUAAAUUCAUCAUGGAUAGAAACAAAAGGAAGAUGCAUUGAAAAUUCAAAUGAUAAAUACAUGAUUGAAGACACAUCGGAAAAUUGUUUCCGUUGCAUGGUCAUCCAUGAAAAACAUCAAAACGUUUUGCAGUAUAAAGAAAUUUGUCGUUUUUCGAUUAUUACCCGAAUCAUUUUGAAAAUGUUUUUGAAAAAGGCUCGGCGUCAAUCAUUCCUCCGUCAUUCAUUCAUUCAUUCAUUCAUUUAUUACAGUUUGGACAACCUUUGCAAUCAAAUUGCAGGAGAUGCAACUCUAUAUUCAAUGUUCAGAGUGGAUCCGAUCGGGGGACCCGUACCUUGUCCUUUCAAAGGUCCCCCAUUUACUUUUACCUACAACAGAGGAAACGGAGAAUGUGGGAAUCCAGUUUCGAGAAUCGAUUCGUGCACCGACGAUUCGAGAUUAUCGUUUCGAUAUCAAGCAUGUCCCGACGUACACGGUACUGAAAGCACGGUCGAAGAACUUCAAUGUUUGGCAACGUGGAAAGAUGGUUCGACUCGUUACAUGGUCGGAAAAUUAUCACACAACAGAAUAAAAACAAACGAAGAAUCCUAUAGGUGUUUCGUAUACGAAAGAGUUCAAACUCACGAUAGGAAAGUUUCGUAUAAUGUUGCACAAAGUGGAGAUGCCACGUGUAACGGUCUACCUUCCGCUUUGGAAGGUUCAAAGGUCAUGAGAUUAACAAAAGUUGAAAACGCUCACACGAAAUGUAAAUACCCGACGUGGAUAACCGAACAUCAUCAUUGGCACACUUUGGACUAUAAGAAAUCUUAUCAUUUUUCACAUAAGAAUGCAACUUUAAAAAUAACCGAAGAUGUCAAUACAGGUUAUUAUUUAUUAUUAUUAUUAUUAUUACUUUUUAACACGACGAGAUUUUGUGUGCCUGUCGGAGGUAAUAUACGUUCCGUAACUUUGCCUUAUACGUCAGGCAUAAGAAAACCAAACUCGGCGGAAAUGCGGGUGGUUUGUCAUUCUGAAGUUAAGACUGAACCUCAAUAUUCAAUUGUUAUCGCUCACGUGACAAACGGCUGUGAUAGCGGUUACAUUUGUUUGGGUUUUUACCGUCGCGACAGCACAGUCAUCGAAUUACAACAAUCGACAAAUCUCGUACAGGUUCCCGACGAAGCCUGCAAUCAGAAUAAUUUCGAUCCGUCAAAAUUACCGUUCAUCACUUUAAUAACCGCGUCUUUACAUCAGAGAAAAUGUCCACAUUUGGGUAGAUACGUCGUAGUGGGACAAAGCGAAGGUUUUGAAAAUACCGGAAGAUUAAGUCGUGACGUUGAAAAAUGGCGGGAAAAAAGAAUAACAAAAAGAGAAGGAAAUUCAUUAUCGGAUAAAAAUGAUAAGAUAAAAAUAUGCGAUUCGGAAAAAUUUGAAAGUUUAAACGUUGGUUGUACUGGUGUCGGCCGUGACACGAUGGAAUUUCAAAGUUCUUGCGGACCAGAAACAAAUUCAGUAUAUUCGUGUUACGGAAGUUGGGAAGAAAAUGGCACUUAUUACUUAAUAGCAAGUCCAGCAUCGAGAAAAUCAACGGAAGCAAGAAGAUAUUGUUUCAUAACGACCGCAUCAGGAUACGACAGCAACGAAUCUAUCGGAAAAGAUAAUAAUAAUAAUUACAUUUCAUCUAUAUCUGGUAAAAGAAAAAUAACAAAAUUAAUGAUGUCCACCGUUGCCGAAAGUUGUUACAGAUCCAUAAAACCUGGUAUAAAUGGUAUAAAAGCAUUUAAUUUGACUCUCGUCGGUCAAUGCGAAUCCAAAAUGGCGGCGGAUACGAGCAGUCAUUUAAUGGCGGGUCCUUCGCUAUUGUUUUUAUUGAUUUUUAUCACAUUAAUUUACGGAACGAGAUGA
This is a messenger RNA of Pediculus humanus corporis (human body louse), 2028 nucleotides long. RefSeq lists its product as uncharacterized. The record is from RefSeq and is a predicted model, not a curated record. Bases 1 to 2028 code for a protein of 675 amino acids. NCBI's taxonomy places the organism in Eukaryota, Metazoa, Arthropoda, Insecta, Psocodea, Pediculidae. The transcript has 14 exons.